AUGCUCCGCCAUUCGCUGCCGUGGUCUGCCGCCGUGCCGUCGUUCCUUACCUUUGCGCUUGAUGAGCGAACCGAGCCGCCGGGUGCCCCGCAACGCCAACGGCCUCGCUGGGCCAGAAAAUCGGCCCGCGAGUGCUCCGCAGCCGCCUCGCUGGGCCAGAAGAUCGGCCAGUGA
Molecule: messenger RNA, 174 nt
Organism: Emiliania huxleyi CCMP1516
Lineage: Eukaryota; Haptophyta; Isochrysidales; Noelaerhabdaceae
Exons: 2
Coding region: 1-174 (57 amino acids)
Source: RefSeq, a predicted model, not a curated record